AUGUUGAGCUCUACUCUUCGUGGCCGUACGGCCAUGAUCAUGAACCGCCAAAUGGCAGGACGGCUUAUGGCAAUCCGUUCUUUCAUUCCUGGUGCCAACGGGGCCCCUGUUCUGUUUUUCCAGAGGGAGCUGUUGCCCGCCAACACCAUUGUCAAGUUUGUUCCCCAGCAGAAUGCCUGGAUUGUCGAACGAAUGGGUAAAUUCCAUCGUAUAUUAGACCCUGGUUUGGCCAUUCUCAUGCCUUUCAUUGAUAAAAUCACCUAUGUCCAAUCCCUCAAGGAAAGUGCCAUCGAAAUUCCGUCGCAAAAUGCUAUCACUCUGGAUAAUGUGUCUCUUGAGCUCGACGGUAUUCUUUACAUUAAAGUGAUUGAUCCGUAUAAGGCUUCAUAUGGCGUUGAGGAUUUCAAGUUUGCUAUCUCCCAACUUGCUCAAACUACUAUGAGAUCUGAAAUCGGCUCUAUGACUUUGGAUCUGGUUCUCAAAGAGAGACAGUCUUUGAACAAUAACAUCAACCAUGUUAUCAAUGAUGCUGCUCGUGAUAAUUGGGGGGUUGAAUGUUUGCGUUAUGAAAUCAGAGAUAUUCAUCCCCCGCAAAAUGUUCUUGAUGCUAUGCAUCGUCAAGUGAGCGCCGAGCGGAGCAAGCGGGCUGAAAUCUUGGAGUCUGAAGGGCAAAGACAAGCCAAAAUCAAUAUCUCAGAAGGUGAGAAGCAGUCAGUCAUUUUGGCUUCGGAGGCUUUGAGAGAGCAACAGAUCAACAGUGCCAAGGGGGAAGCUGAGCAAAUCCUUUUGAAGCUGAAGGCUACUGCUGAAGGUAUUCGCCGGGUUGCCGAUGCUAUCCAAAACUCACCUGGUGGUGAAAAUGCUGUUCAACUUCAAGUGGCUCAAGAAUAUAUCAAGGAGUUCGGCAAGUUGGCUAAAGAAACUAACACCGUGGUCAUCCCUCAAAAUUUGGGUGAUUUGGGCGGAUUGAUGGCUUCUGGGAUGUCUAUUUAUAAGCAAACCAAGGCCAACGAACAGCGUCAAGCUGAGAAAGUUUAA
Messenger RNA from Diutina rugosa, 1038 nucleotides. It is a transcript of the gene SLP2, whose product is annotated as Slp2p. The transcript has a single exon. NCBI's taxonomy places the organism in Eukaryota, Fungi, Ascomycota, Pichiomycetes, Serinales, Debaryomycetaceae. The coding region runs from base 1 to 1038 and encodes 345 amino acids. Gene Ontology annotation, cellular component: membrane. The record is from RefSeq and is a predicted model, not a curated record.